AUGGAUUUGCAAGCAAUUUUAGACGCGACCGACUCCUCGUCCGACGAAGAUGGAGAUGCCGAAGUUUAUCAAUUGCCCAACAUGGGAUUGAAUAUCCCACCUCCUUCUCCUGCUCGACGUCUUAACAAUACGGCGGCGGCGGCAAGAGCAAUGACACCGCCUCGUAAUAGUAGUAAUAGUUCCAAGAAUAAUUAUUCUACCGGACCACAAACUCAAAGUAACGCACUGAGUCCAUUGAGUGCGACGGGAAUGCCAACGCCUUCCCGAGUGGAUUUGGAACAAAUUCUGAGAGAAGACGACGACGAUGAUGACGACGAUGAUGAUGAUGACGACGAUCAUAUAAUGAAUGGAUCCUUUUACAGCAGUUAUCAAGCACCCAAAUCGUCGACAACGUCCGUCCAUUCCUCAUCGCAUUAUAAUUAUACUUCCACGGCCAGUAAUCCGGAAGAUUGGGAUGUUCUGCAAGCCAUCUUGGGAGAGGAUGACGAGGAUGAUGAUGAUACAGAUGUGGUUACCUCACUCUCCGACUAUUAUCCUUCUACCACAGGAAGUGCCGCCAGCAAUAUGCAUCAUCAUCAUCAUCCGUCCAAUAAACAUGUUAACAUGCUUUUGCAACAAGAUGAAGACGAAGAUGCUCUCAUAUUGGAUCCUGCAGCAUCCUCCAAAAACAACAGGGCCCUUCAACAGUUGGAACAAAAGGAAUCCUAUGGCUAUGGAAUCGAUUCCUUUAUUACCGCUACCCAAUCAGAAGAAUCCAUGAUGUCAUCGGAUCACAACCAAAAGUCACCAUCCAUGCAACAAUAUCAAAAUCAAAAUCAACAACAACAAAAACAAAAACAACCCAUCCAAAAAGAAAACAAACUCUUUACCGAAGCUUCCUUGAAAUAUGCUCAAAAUUAUGAAAAGAAACUCUUUCGGGCUGGUCACCGAGACAUUGUUUCGCCGCUCCAAGUCAAGCGCCGCCUCAAACCAAAGAUUGAACUUAACACCAAAAUGCAGCAGCAACGACGCAAACGACAACAAUUGGCGCCAAAAGAACAAGUUGCGGCAUCCACCAAAUCCAAAUUGAAACAACCCCGGAUCAACUUUUCGGGGACGGUGGAAAAUAAGGCCAUGCGCGUCUUGUCACAAACCUUAUCUGACUUUAGUACCAGUGUCGCCAAACGAACCAAGUACAAACAAUUGGCACUUCCUACUGCCUUGGCGGUCAAUGCACGCUUUAUCGCUAUUGGACUCCAAACGGGCAUCAUUCUCGCGUUUGAUUUGUUUGAAUCCCUCCGUCAAAAAUUGGGAUUGCAUCAAACGGAACAAUUCAACGCCAAACUAGCGGGAUCGGUCACCUCCAUUGACUUGUCUCUAGAUCAAGGAGAAUUCCUAAUUGCGGGAUACACGUCCGGAUACAUUGUAUUAUGGGAUACCAUUAAAGGUGUGGCACUCAAGAGUAUCAUUGAGUCGGCCAAUCCUUCGCCCAUGACGUCGGUACGAUUCUUGACCAAUUUGAAAAUUGUCACGGUUGAUGCCGGUGGACUAGUCAACAAAGUCUCUUUUGCCAAGACCCUCUUGUGGAAUUCCUAUUCGGUGGAGACGGAAUGUCUGCUGGAUGGAACGGCGGGGCAAAUCUUGGCCAUGAAUGUCAUGGAACCCUUUGCCAUGGCCAAAUCACGAUUGUCUUCCACGGCCAAGAUGCAACAACAAAAACAAAAGAUUCCUGAAUUGUUCUCCUCCAUCGUACUCAUUGCCUUGUCGAGUGAACGGUCUUCCUUUGCCGUGGCGGUCGAACCCAAGGUCCACGUCCUUCAUCGAUGGCCCAAACCACCACCCGAACGCAUGGAAGCUAGUAUGAAGGCAGCGGCGGUGGCUGCCGCAGAACUGGAUCAAGAAGAUAUUCCACAAAUUACGGAUACCAAUCAAGUGUAUUUGCCAUGCUUGUCGUGGGGAUGGGCCUUGGUGUCGGGAGGGGGGCACGUGAUUAAUCCCAUUUUGGCACGAGCCUGGGGAUGCUGUCUACAACUACUGAGGGCGCACUUUCCAGAUACACCACCGGGGGAAGAUUUGGGAACUCAAUGGCCAGCCUUUGGAGUCCAUGAUGAGUUUGACGCGGAUGCCCCAGUGGUAGCCCUAGAAUGGCUCAAUGAUCGAUCUCUUGUAUACUUGACAGUGCACAAUGAAUUUAAUGUCAUUGAUACCGUCAUGAUGACAUUGCUGGAACGCCUGGACUUGUCGGGACUCAAGUUGGUCUAUGCCGAGUUUUCCUUGUCUCGCAAGGUCAAUCAAGACCAGGAUCAACAACAACAGCAAGAUGCAGGCCCCGAGUCUGCAAAUAACUUUUGUACCACCUUUCAAAAUUCUGUGAGAUCCUGCGAUGAUCGACUGUUGCUACUCUGUCAAGAUGAAUUAAAGGCCGUGUCCAUUGUGGGAGCCAGAAGAAGAAUAUCUGGCUUGGAACAAGGCGGAGAAUGGCUCGAAGCUCUGGCCUUGGCCCUGGAUCACUACGAAAAUACCGUCAAGUCACAAGAAGAUAGACGUCGUCCGGGUGCCGGAAUGAAGGAUCUCACGAACCAUGCUCACUAUGGUCACGGCGCGAAGUCGGAAGACGAAGAAUGGAUUGCCAAGUUGUUGGUCCGAUAUUUGAAUAUUGCCGUAGACAAUGCCCCAGAUACCAACUCGACGGAUCUUCCACCGGAAUUCCUACAGUCGCAACUAGAAUUGGCUCAAUCGCACUUUCAAAUGCUGGCUGGUGUCUGUGUCGAAUUUUGUGUUACAACCAAGAGACUGGAUCUUUUGUUUGGUCCCAUUUUCAGCCGCUUUGCAUCCGCUGGGUUCCUAUCUACUUUUCUGGACGUUCUCGAACCUUACAUUUUGAACGACAAAUUAGACUAUAUUGCGCCAGAAGCCAUGGCUCACUUUGUGGAGCAUUGCAAGGCGACGAAUGGUAUUACAACAGUGGAACGAUGCUUGUUGCAUAUGGAUGUCACCAUUAUGGACUUUGAUUCCAUUCUUGGACUACUCAAGGUCAAUGAAAUGUACUCGGCUCUCUUUUACAUUUUCAACAAGGGUCUCAAUGACUACACCACUCCAUUGGAAGUCUUGUCGGAACGAAUCUUCGAUGCAGCAGAUACUGUUUCAAUGUCUCUGGAACGCAGACCUGACGGUGUACCGCAAAAUGAUUUUGAACGUUAUGGUUACAAGGCACUCUUGUACAUUCAGACUUGUUUCCGCGGUAGAUAUUUUCCGCAAGGCACCGACAUGCCGGACGAUUUGGUGCACACAGUCCGUCCACAACUUUUGGAAUUGCUAGUACAGAAGCACUACGUCCACCGCCACUCUCGCCGAAGGAAAGAAUUGAUUGGUCAACGGGCAAUGAAUUAUCCCUAUGCACAUGUUCUCCUACUAGUUGACCACGAAGCUCUGUUUGACACCAUGUCAAUUGCAAUGGAUGCCCCUGAUUCAGAAUUUGGAAGAAUGGAAACGGACAGCAUGGGAGACUGGGAAGAGGAGGAAGCAGCGGCGAGGAGGAAGCGGUCCACAGAACGUCAGGAUAUCAUUCGCAUGUUCAUGUCGCUUCUCAUUCCAGAAAGCAGCGAAAGCAUUUCUCACCAGAGUGAUCUUUUUCGCUCCAAGCCUGUGGUCGAUUCGUUUUUGGACUUUUUGGCAGAUUAUCUGGUGAAGGGUGUUGUUUCGGCAAACCAAGCUGUGACAUUUAUGAUACUGAAACGAAUGGCAGAGCGAUACCAAUCUUCCAAGAAUUCCAACGAGCAGCAAGCUUCGCAAAGUCGUAUAUUGAAGUUGUUGACAGCUUUGCCUCGCACCGCUUAUGACGCAGAGGAGGUUUUGGAACUGAUGCAAGGGGCUGGAAUCCACCGUGCUGCUUUGUUGAUGCACCAAGAAGGAGCGUCCUAUUGGGAGGGUUCUCGGGAUUUGGAAAAGCGAGCAAAACACUUCCGUGCCGCAAUCGACUGCUACCUUGGAGAUGCUGAUAUCAACUUCCGAAAUGGAGUCUUUGCCUAUGUGAAGAAGGAGUGUUCGGCAGCUCCAGACGCAGACGAUGAAGAGGGAAAUUCUACAAUAGAAGAUGAUCAACCAAUUACUAUGCGAGAAUCACUUUCGUCAAAACUAACGGAUUUGGUGAAUCUUGAUGCACUGCUAACGGCUGAGCUCGUUGGCGAGUUGUUUGUGGAUGAUAUUGACCGAGUCAUCGCAACACUGAAUACAGAAGAGACUCGAUUCAAAUUUCUCCAAGCCAUCAUUUCUGGGGAAUUGGACAAGAUGGACUCAGUAUCGGGUGCGGUUCUGAAUUCGCAUCUAACGAUGGAUCACCACCACCUCUACCUGGCGCUUAUGACAAGGCUCCAUCCGGAAUCGGUCUACGAAUACCUAUCAUCUCAUGACAACUACAGGCCUGAGGAUUGUCUCAAGCUCUGUCAGAAACAUGAAAUUGCAGACGCAUCUGCAUACUUGUUGGAGAGGAUGGGGAAUGUUUCCAGCGCUUUGCAACUUAUCCUUCAAACCUUGGAGAGCAGAAUGAUGAAUCUGAAGAGAACUAUUCGCGGUAUGGGGACCGAAGCUAUCAAUUUGUUCAAUGCAAGAAAUUCUUCGAAACGAUGGAGAAAAUCUGAGACUCCAAUGCCAGCAUCAUACAAGAAGCAAGAAAAAGAAAUUGACGGGGUCAAGCGCAUCUUGGUUGUUGCACUGGACGUCUGUGAGCGCAACUCUGGGAACUUCUCUAAUCGUACCGAGCACGGAUCUCAAUUGUGGUUCAAUGUACUAGACCGCCUGAUCAAUGCCAAGGGAUUCUUGCGAUUGUCAAAGGAGCAGCCAGGCCAUGCGAAAGUCAUGGCUGGUGUCUUGAGCGAAUUGCUCCGAAUGACUAUGCAACGUAUGGUUUCAAGUGUUCCUCUUCCUGAUUUGGUGCGCAAAGUAACUUCUGACCACUCUGGCAGCCGCCUCGGCGAGCUCCGCGAAAUGAUUGAAAGCCUUCUGGAAACCUACGGACUGGAGCUGAAGGUAUUCAAUCGAUCGGCCAAUAUAUUCAAGUACGAUUCUCAACAAAUGCUGAAGAUGAAUCGCGACAUUCGUGUCGAGGGCUCCAACGUUAGAAAGAUUAUGAAUAUUACAUUGAACAACGAGAACCGGAACAACCAGACAGUGGAGACAAUUUCUGGUCAAGAUAAUGUCUUGCAACUUGUGGAGCGAGGAAACGCUGUCGUUCUCGAAAAUUCCUUCCGUUCCAGGAGUCAACAGAAGACAGGUCCAGGACUUGGCAAUGCCCUAUCACGGCUGCGAUCAAGACGUAGCACAGCGAGCCAAUCGUCGGCUGCAUUGAGAGAGUCUGUCGCAACUGGCUUGAACUAUAUGACAGUAGAGGAUGUUGCUCACAGUAAGGGGGCAUAUGACCCAGAUGCCAUGUAUUUCGAUGAUCGCAUGGCUGGAGUCCUUGGCGAUGCCGAACAUCGUGGCCGCCUGAUGAGUUUCAUGUACUAA
Messenger RNA from Cylindrotheca closterium, 5481 nucleotides. Lineage: Eukaryota; Bacillariophyta; Bacillariophyceae; Bacillariales; Bacillariaceae. The record is from the annotation of a GenBank genome assembly.